This is a messenger RNA of Aureobasidium melanogenum CBS 110374, 2214 nucleotides long. RefSeq lists its product as uncharacterized. The transcript is spliced from 7 exons. The record is from RefSeq and is a predicted model, not a curated record. Gene Ontology annotation, molecular function: protein binding; catalytic activity. Gene Ontology annotation, biological process: nucleoside metabolic process. NCBI's taxonomy places the organism in Eukaryota, Fungi, Ascomycota, Dothideomycetes, Dothideales, Saccotheciaceae. The coding region runs from base 1 to 2214 and encodes 737 amino acids.
AUGGUCGGAAUCGGUGGAGGUGUACCCAGCCAGGUCCCCACCAUCCGACUCGGUGACGUGAUCGUGAGCAUGCCAGAAGGUAUGCAUGGGGGAGUGGUGCAGUAUGAUCUGGGAAAGCUGGAGUCCGAUGGUUUUCGUCGCAAGGGGCAUUUGGACAAGCCUCCGAAAGCUCUCCUAGGCGCAGUGACGAUGGCGACAAAAUACGGCUUCCAAGGGACACAGCAUGACCGGUUAUUUGGUCCGGAAGAGAUCCAUCCUAAAGACCGUCAAACCUGCGACCACUGCGUGUCAAGUCUCCGGAUAAUCCAGCGUACCGACCGCGACGACAACACACCUCAAGUCUUCUAUGGCACUAUCUUGUCAGGGGACCUGGUGAUGAAGAAUGGAGAAGAAAGAGACAGAAGAGCAGCAGAGGAUAGGGCCGUGUGUUUCGAGAUGGAGGCGGCAGGCUUGAUGAACGACUUUCCUUGCUUGGUGGUCAGAGGCAUCUCGGACUAUUCGGACUCGCACAAAAACGACAGAUGGCAGCCGUAUGCGGCGGCGACGGCGGCAGCAUACGCGAAAGAGCUUUUAGGUGCUUUGAGUGUGCAGGAAGUCGAGAAGCUCGGGCCUGCGAACAAGCAUAUAGUCCCUUUCAGCUUGAAGGGUGUACCCGCCAUCGAUCACUUUGUGCAACGAGUCAGUGAUAUGCAAGAACUGGAGGAACAUUUCUUCCCUCAGCAACCUCAUCUCGCUCGUCGCAAGAUGUUUGUCGUUCAUGGCCUUGGUGGCAUUGGCAAGACGCAGCUUUGCAUCGAAUUUGUCCGGCGAUACCAGGAAAAGUAUAGUGCAGUGUUGUGGCUCGAUGGAUCGUCAGAAGAUGCUCUGCAACGAUCGUUUAUCGAAGUCGUUGCAAGGCUUCCUGCUGUACGAGGUGUAAUGGACUGGCUAUCCCUGCCGUCUAACCGGCAAUGGCUUCUUGUCAUCGACAACGUUGACCGUGACCACACGACCAAAGAAAAAGAUCCCCUGGCUUAUGAUGUCAAACAGUAUUUCCCCACAGCAGACCAUGGUAACAUCCUUAUCACAAGCAGGCUAUCGACGCUAACGGCGCCCCGAAGUAGCCUGCGCCUUACCAGGGUUGAUCGUGAACAAGGUCGAGCCAUUCUAGAAGCUACGGGGGGAGAAAUAAUAUCAGCGCAAGACAAGAGCAGCGUAGACGCACUCUUGGAGAAGCUAGGAGGCCUUCCUCUCGCUCUGACACAAGCCGGAGCUUAUAUCAGCCAGACAGCUGUGAGAAUCACUCAGUAUCUUGAGUAUUAUGACAGCACGUGGAAAGAUCUGAUGGAACGGCAAGACGAGUAUCCGCUGCAAGAAUAUGCACAACGAAGUGUGCUGACGACCUGGAAAAUAUCUUACGAGCAGGUGAAGAACCAGAGCGAGGCAGCCAGUAACCUGUUGCAACUCUGGAGUUUCCUCUAUGCUGGCGAUCUCUGGUAUGAGCUUGUUACUUGUACUGAGAGGCUUGACUCAAAGACUAUUGUGCCGAACUGGUUAACAGUGCUGGCACAGGACAAGCUAGACUUUGACCGCGCUCUGGCGCUGCUCAUCAAGUACUCGCUAGUGGAGGGCAGAGCAGAGACAGCUAGCUACGCCAUGCAUUCCGUUCUACACUCUUGGUGCCGUUAUUCGGCGAGGAACGAGGCGGAGAGAAACUCAUGCCAGAAGUUGGCGAUGGACAUUCUAGCUGGCAUGUUCGCAGAUCAAAUCCGAUAUACAGAAGCAGAAGAAAUCUACAGGCGAGCGCUAGCCAUGAAGGAAAAGAUAUACGGAUCCAAACACACGUCUACACUCGGUACAGUUCACGAACUAGGCAGUGUCUAUCGCGAACAAGGCAGGCUCGCAGAAGCAGAAGAGAUGUGCGAGCGCGCACUAGCCGGGAAGGAGAAGGCACUCGGGUCCGAGCACGCGUCUACGCUGAACACAGUCAACAACCUAGGCAGUGUUUACCGCGACCAAGGCAGGCUCGCAGAAGCAGAAGAGAUGUAUGAGCGAGCACUCGCCGGGUAUGAGAAGGCACUCGGGUCCGAGCACAAGUCUACGCUGAACACAGUCAACAACCUAGGUAAUCUUUACACUGACCAAGGCAGGCUCGCAGAAGCAGAGGCGAUUCUUGUCUUCUUUACGACUUGUCCUAAACACUGCUUCUUCACUACCCUCGCUGCUAUGUCUUGA